AGUAGCCAUCAGUUUAGUCUGGAAAUUCGUCGAGUUCACUUCGUAACAUUUAACACAUCUAAUCUCUCGCUUAUAUACAAAGUUAUUUGUAGGAAGAAAAAAAUAACUUUUUUAAAUUAAUAUUUUGUGGAAAGUUGAUUUAAUAAUAAUUACAAAUAAAAAUGAGUACAGAAACGAAUGAAUUCGCUGUUCCUGAAGUUGUAGGCGACGGAGAAAAGGAUGCUAUUAAAGAAAUCAAAGCCACAAAACGACCGGCAGAAGAAAAAGUCACAGAAACAAAAAAAGCUAAAAAAGAAGAAAAUGGUGACGGUGACAAUGAUGCUGAAAAUGACGAUGAAGAAGUAGAUGGCGAAGACGAAGAAGAUGGUGAAGAUGAGGAGUAUGGUAUGCCAUUAGAAGAUGAAGACGAAGAAGAUUUCGACGGCGAAGAUGGUGACGACGCAGAGGAAUGUGAAGAAGAGGAGGAGGAUGACGACGAAGCGUAAUUGUCAACGUACAUAUGUUUUUACACACAUAUAUAUAUUUUUUUUUAAAAUAAAAAGAACAAUUGCUAAAAGUACAGCGACUGAACGAACGUAAAUUAUAUAUUGAUUAUAAUAGCAAAAAGUCUUUUGAGUGAAGUGUGUUAAGUAUAUUAAAUCAACAUUCGUACAUUAAUCUGGAACAGUAAAAAAACAAAAAGAGUUACAAGUAUUUGAUUUAAAAUGGAAAAAUAAAACAACAACAACAACAAAAUUUGAAGAUAAAAAAUAAAUAAAUAAAUGGUCGUCAACGGUAGAUAUUUAUUUUUGCACCCUAAUCAUUAACGUUUCUAUUCAGAUUUUUUUUAAAAUUAUUAUUUAUAAAAUUAAACUUUUUUUUGUCAUCGUUUUUAAUUGUAAUGUACCAUCUUACUUCACAAUAAAAUUGACUCCACUCAUGUGUCGUAUAAAAAUAGCAAAAAAGAGAAUAAAAACAAAACAUUUUAUAAAAUUUCUGGUAAAUCUUUGUAACUUUUGAAUUAGUUUUUAAUCACAAAUUAUUGGUUUCUAAAUAAUUUUUUUUUUUAAAUAAAUUAAUUUCUUACUGUAAUUGAAAUUGUGUUUUUUUAUUAUUUUGACAAAUAUAUAUUGCUGCUCUGGAUUGGAAUGUGUUUUGAAAGAGUGUUAGUGAAGAGACAUCUCGGCUCAGUUAUAAAUGUAACUGGCCUUGAGGGCAAUGUCAAAAUGAGAGAAGAAAAACAGAAAAAAAUUGUAUUUCGAAAAGUUCGAACUUUAAAUUUCGAUACUCAUUUUUGACAUUUCCCUCACGGCCAGUUAAAUUUAACUGAUCUUCUCUCCGUUAACAGUCUAUUGCGAAAAGAAAGCUACCACUAGCAAACAAAAAAAACUAAAUGUGAAAACCGAUCAUAUAAGAAACAGGGUUUACAAUAUCUCGAAUUAAGGAAAUUCAUUUUUGCGAAAUUUCUUUAUAUCGAGAAUGUCGAAACGAAUUGUUGAAAGAAAGAAAUUAUUUUUUUUAUUGAAAAAUUCUAACCCUUGAACAUAGUCCAGUCCCUUGUGUCAAUCCGCUCGCAUUACGUUUUUUUUUUCGAGCUUUUCAGUUAUCCUAUGUGAUUGGGAAUGAAAAGUUUUCUUUUUCGAAAAUCGACUUUUCGAGUACUUUUUAUUGUGACACAAGGGUCUGGACUAGAAAUGACGCUGGUGGUCCUUUUUUUCGACAAAUAAAAAAUUAUUUUAAAAUCUAUAUCCAGUCACACGGUCCAAUUAAUAUUUUUGUUUAAUUUAAGUUGAAAACAAAUUAUUAUUUUAGAAUUAUCCAUUUUUCUUAAAUUAAUUUAUUUUUUAAUUCUUGAAGUUAUUGGGAGUGAAAAGAAAUGAAAUUAAAAAAAAUUAAAUCUAAAAUAAAUGAAAAUGAAAAUCGCAUUUCCACUGGCAAUAUAAAUAAAUAAAAAAGAAAAAUAAUUAAUUAAAUGACAAAAUGUAGAUUAUCUCAUUUUUACUUUUCGUUCGUAAUGAUUCGUUGCAAUUGAUACAAUUGAUACUAAAAAAAAACAAAAAAAAAAUCCCUCUUUUUGUGUUAGAAAUACAGAAAAAAAAAUAUUUUGCAAAGAAUUUGUGAAGUAUUUGUAAUUUGUAAAACAUUUCUUUUGUUCGUUAGUAUAGUAGAAGAAAUUUUCAAACACAAACACGUAAUUUUAAACGUAUAGAUAUUUUCAGACUAAAAUUUGAAAGACAUUUAAUUUAACCUGUAUUAAUGGGAAGACAUUUUAGAAUUUGAAAUGUCUUGUGUGGUUAGACAAUGAUAUGGGUAAAUUAUAUGGAAUGUAAACAAAACAAAAAUAACAAAAAAAAAAGAAUUUGUCGCAGAAUCCCUUUUUUUGAAACAAAGUUUUACUUAAAAAAUUCAAACCAAUUUUUACCAAAAACACACAAACAAAAUCAUCAGCGAGAAAAUUUUAUUUAUUAAAAGAAGAAAGAAAAAAAAAACAAUAAUUUUGUAAAUCGCCAAAACUUAAACGUAAACAACCACCCCCCACACAACAUCUAUAAUAGACUAUUGAAUUACAGUUUUACCUUCUUUUUUUUGUUAUUCCAAUUGUAC
This is a messenger RNA of Bradysia coprophila, 2583 nucleotides long. RefSeq names its product nuclear regulator Bacchus. The record is from RefSeq and is a predicted model, not a curated record. NCBI's taxonomy places the organism in Eukaryota, Metazoa, Arthropoda, Insecta, Diptera, Sciaridae.